GCAUAAGCCAACUUAGUCCGACAUUGACAGUGGUGUAGAGUGAAGUGAUUGUUACGAUCUGCCUUUUAAAACUGUCUGCAGUUACUACUACACAGUGACCAACGAUGACACGUUUCAUUCAUGUCUGUCAAACACGAUACGUGGCUGUGAUUGUGGCAGCGGUAACACUUGCGACAGCGAAUUAUCUUCUGUGGAACAAAGCAAUCAAGCACACGGAAGUAAAGCUCGACACGCCAGCACGGAAUCACAUAAGAGAUUCUGAGGCUGAUGUCAACAAGGGCGAUGUCCACUUCGUCAUCAUUGCCUGCAAAAAAGGAAACAAAGUUAAAAAUCCCUUGAGAGAAAACUGGGACCAUCUGAUUCGACAGAUAAAAGUCUUACUGAAGUCGGCUGCUCUUCUCACUUCCACUGUUAUUCAGUUCAGCAUUGUCACGCACUCGCAAGAAAACUACAAAGAAAUCACGGCCAUAGCGGACUCCUGGCCUUCGGAAUAUCGCCGACGGCUGGUCUUCGGCGUCCGCAGAGAAGUGUACUAUCCGCCUGCCCUGUCCGGGAUGCAAGACAUGUUCUGUUGGUGCUGCACCGAAAGACUCUUCCUUCCCGACGUUCUCCCGGACGUCGAUUCCGUCAUCUUCAUCGACACGGACACGAUCUUCAUGCAGCCUCCGGAGGACCUGUUCCAGAACUUCGCAUUCUUCGACGACAUCCAGGUCGCCGGAGUCACGCCCAGUCUCUACCAUUACGAUGAGCCGCGAUGGGAGGGAUUUCCUAAAUUCGGCUUCUCGGGCCUCAAUGCAGGGGUCCUCCUGCUCAACUUGACCCGCCUGAGAAGCUUUCCAGGAGGAUGGGUUCCGACGAUCAAAAGGACCGUCGCCAAGUACAAAGACGCCAUAGAGCUUGCAGAUCAGGACAUCCUCAACAUCAUUUUUAGCGGGAGGCAGGGAAUGUUAGCAUAUGAAGUCGGCUGUGAAUGGAACUAUAACAAAGGGGUGUGUACGGUGGACAGGAACAGAUGCCCCAAUGCCGCUGCUGAAGGGGUUGCCCUCCUCCAUGGCAUCGGCACUACCUUCGUCAGCAACGAGGAACCCAAGAUCAGAGCGGUUUUCGAAGCAUGGGAAAAGUACGACCUUCGAUCGUCGCCAGGGGAGCUGCUGUCUCUCAUGGAGGAGGGACUGCGGAAGGUAAACAGAUCUGCAGGAGGAUGUGCAACCCACUCCAACAUAGACGACAUUCUGAUGAAAGGACUCAGGAGACACCUGGUGGUGGCUUGACGAAUUUGCUGAUGGAAGCAUUUAGAGAUUUUAUCUUUGUGAGAUCGUGGUCGUGGAUAAACUAGUCUUUGCUGUAAUUCAAUAGUUUUAUCUCACUUCUGAGCAACUGCUCGUCGACAUGCAUUAUGGACAUAUUAAUAUGAAUAUAUAUAGAGUUUUGCAACUUUUUUCAGAUUCCUUAGCUAGCUUAGUUGUAGGAUGUCUUAAGUUGUAUGUUUAUAUUCUGCAUAACAUAAUUUUAAAGUAUAUAACGUAGAAUGAAAAGAAAGAGAGAGAGAGAGAGAGAGAGAGAUUGGCUUUGACCAUUCCAAGAUAAAGUUGUUUCAGUAUCUUGUCAUCACCUCUAGAUUAAGGGAUCUCACAGUCUCCGUGUUGUUUUCACAACAUGUCAGUCAUCUUGCUCGAGGAGUCUCUUUCAAUCUAGUCAUGUCUUUGUUGAGCAGACUGGUUUCAUAUGCGUACAUCUUUGCCGAAACCACAUGCAGAUUUCACGAUUUUUCUGCAAAGUUACGUCAUAUUAGAAGCUUCUACAAAAGAUUGCGUCAUCUUUCGCCUGCCCAAAACUUUUUGAACCAGUCACGCUCUUGAAGUACCCAUACAAGGAAGAGAGUUUCAUUGUUACUUAGAACCGCAUUGCGUUCAGAUCUCUCUCCCUCUCUCUCUCUCACUUGCACGGCACUUUUGAGUUCUUAUCAACGUAAUGUAAAGAUUUAUACUUAGACAUUGGUCACUCGUAAAUUUCAGAUUUGAUAUUUCUUAGAGUUAUUUAGUAUUAUUUAGUGCUUUUUGUGGAAUCUGAACAGACAUUGUACAAGUGUGUAACGACACCUAUUUUUGUAAAAUAUUGUGAAUUGGUGAAUUUUUGAAUAAGCUGCAGCAGAAAGAAAGAAAUUGGUAUAGCAAGGUAAAGUGUGUUAUAUUUUUAUUAGUUGCAACUAAUAACUAAUAGUUACAGUGGCUUGGUAAAAAUUUAAUUAAACCAAUAUUUACAAUGGUUUGAUAAACAAUUUAUAUUUUUACAUAUUGCAGAUUUUUAUGGUUUGUGUUUGUUUCAUUUGAAGUGCAUUUAUCCAUUUUCUUAUUGAAGUGUGUUUUUUUAUUCUAUAUUCUGUGUGAUUAGUACUUUUUGCAAUUUUGGUAUUUUCCACAUUUUUCUGGUUUCAUUUGCAUUCACAAUUUAAUUAACUUAGUUGUUUUCAUUAAUUAAUCGUCGCACAUUUAAUUGAAUUUAACACUUGUGAAUUAAUUUGCAUUUACUUAGAAUUCUUUUCAAGUUUCGUUGUUCUUUAGCACUUGUGAAUUAAUUUCCAAAUUUUAAUUAUUACCUAACACUCUUGAAUUUUGA
Macrobrachium nipponense is the source of this 2616-nucleotide messenger RNA. RefSeq names its product glucoside xylosyltransferase 1-like. Lineage: Eukaryota; Metazoa; Arthropoda; Malacostraca; Decapoda; Palaemonidae. The record is from RefSeq and is a predicted model, not a curated record. Gene Ontology annotation, biological process: protein O-linked glycosylation via N-acetylgalactosamine. The transcript has 8 exons. The coding region runs from base 105 to 1271 and encodes 388 amino acids. Gene Ontology annotation, molecular function: UDP-xylosyltransferase activity.